GAGUGAGGGUGGGGCGACACACACACACACACACACACACACCCUCUGCCCAGAAAUAGACUCACACUGACUGCUGCAUCCUGAAUUAGAAAUGGCUGCCACGGGAGUUCUCCCCUUUAUCAGGGGGGUAGACUUAAGUGGAAAUGAUUUUAAAGGAGGCUACUUUCCUGAACAUGUUAAAUCCAUGACUAGCCUUCGAUGGCUGAAACUCAACAGAACCGGGCUUUGUUAUCUUCCAGAAGAACUUUCCUCGCUCCAGAAACUGGAGCAUUUGUCAGUGAGCCACAACAGUCUUACAACGCUACAUGGAGAGCUCUCGAGCCUUCCGAACCUAAGGGCGGUUGUGGCCAGGGCAAACAACCUCAAGAACUCCGGAGUUCCAGAUGAUAUUUUUAAUUUGGAUGACCUCUCAGUUCUGGACCUGAGCUUCAACCAGCUGACUGAAAUCCCAAGGGAUCUGGAGAAUUCGAGAAAUAUGUUGGUUCUUAACCUCAGCCAUAACAGCAUUGAUAACAUACCAAAUCAGCUGUUCAUUAACCUAACUGAUCUGCUGUACCUGGAUCUGAGUGACAAUAAGUUGGACAGCCUUCCCCCUCAGAUGAGGCGUCUGGUUCAUCUUCAGACGCUCAUUCUCAACAAUAAUCCCCUUAUGCACGCACAGUUAAGGCAACUUCCAGCAAUGGUAGCCCUUCAGACCCUCCAUUUAAGAAACACUCAGCGCACUCAAAGUAACAUGCCAACAAGUCUUGAAGGCCUCACUCAUUUAGCAGAUGUGGAUCUGUCCUGCAACGAUCUGACUCGGAUGCCGGAAUGCCUAUACUCCUUGGCCAGUUUAAAACGCCUUAAUCUGAGUAGUAAUCAGAUCUCCGAGCUGUCACUGUGUAUAGAUCAGUGGACCCAGCUAGAGACUCUGAACCUGUCCAGGAACCAGCUCACAUCAUUGCCUUCUGCAAUUUGCAAGUUAUCCAAACUGAAGAAGCUGUAUUUGAACUCAAACAAGCUUGAUUUUGAUGGAGUGCCAUCAGGUGUUGGGAAGCUGUCCAGCCUGGUGGAGUUCAUGGCAGCCAAUAAUAAUCUGGAGCUUAUUCCAGAGGGGCUUUGCAGGUGCUCAAAACUAAAGAAGUUGGUUUUGAACAAGAACAGGCUUGUGACGUUACCAGAGGCUAUCCAUUUCCUCACUGAUUUAGAUGUUUUGGAUGUUCGUGAAAAUCCAAACCUGGUUAUGCCACCCAAACCAGUGGACAGGGGAGCCGAAUGGUACAACAUAGACUUCUCUUUGCAGAACCAGUUGCGAUUGGCUGGUGCAUCGCCAGCUACCGUGGCUGCAGCAGGUGGAGGAAAUAGUCCAAGAGAUCCGAUGGCCAGAAAAAUGAGGUUAAGGCGACGGAAAGACUCCACGCAGGACGACCAAGCUAAACAGGUGCUGAAAGGCAUGUCCGAUGUAGCCCAGGAGAAGAACAAAUCUAUUCAGGAGAACGGUGAUAUGAAAUACUCUGACCUGAAGUCCAAGCGCUGGGAUAAGAACCUCGAGAAGCCUCCACUUGACUAUUCUGAGUUCUUUAUGGAAGAUGUGGGUCAGAUUCCUGGAGUCACUGUGUGGCAGAUAGAGAACUUCUUACCUGUUCAGGUGGAUGAAGCUUUCCAUGGAAAGUUCUAUGAGGCAGAUUGUUACAUUAUCCUGAAGACUUUUCUAGAUGACAAUGGAGCCUUGAACUGGCAUAUCUAUUACUGGAUUGGUCAGGAUGCCACCUUGGAUAAGAAAGCAGGCUCUGCUAUCCAUGCUGUUAAUCUUCGCAAUUUCCUGGGUGCUGAGUGUAGGACUAUCCGAGAGGAAAUGGGAGAAGAAAGUGAAGAAUUUACUGCGGUGUUUGACAACGAAAUUUCCUACAUAGAAGGAGGGACUGCCAGUGGAUUCUACACAGUGGAGGAUACACAAUACCCAACAAGACUUUAUCGUGUGUAUGGGAAGAAGAACAUCAGAAUGGAGUCUGUGCCUCUAAAGGGAGCCUCCCUUGAUCCUCGGUUUGUCUUCUUGCUGGAUGCUGGCCUUGAAAUAUAUGUGUGGAGAGGAGCCAAUGCCACCCUUAGCAGCACUACAAAAGCCAGGUUAUUUGCAGAGAAGAUAAACAAGAAUGAAAGGAAGGGCAAAGCAGAGAUCACUUCAUUGAUGCAUAAUCAGGAACCUCCUGAAUUUUGGGAAAUUCUUGGUGGACAGCCGGAAGAAAUCAAGAAACACGUUCCAGAUGACUUUUCUCCAGUUCGACCUAAACUCUACAAGGUUGGUCUGGGUUUGGGAUAUCUUGAACUUCCUCAAAUCAACUACAAGCUUUCAGUUGAGCAUAAGGACAAACUCAAACUUGAUGUGCUUCCAGAACUCAGACUGCUCCAAAGUCUUCUAGACACUAAAGGUGUGUAUAUACUGGAUUGUUGGUCUGAAGUGUUCAUUUGGAUUGGACGCAAGUCCCCUCGUCUUGUAAGAGCAGCUGCUCUGAAAUUAGGCCAGGAGCUGUGCAGCAUGCUCCAUCGACCAAAACAUGCCGUGGUCAUCCGCAACCUGGAGGGUACCGAGUGCCAGGUCUUCAAAUCCAGGUUCAAGAACUGGGAUGAUGUGUUGAAGGUGGACUACACCAGGAAUGCAGAGAGUGUUCAGCAGAAUGCUGGCUUGUCUGGAAAGGUGAAGAAGGAUGCUGAGCAAAAGAACCAGAUGAAGGCUGACCUGACUGCUCUCUUCCUGCCCAGACAGCCACCUAUGCCCCUUUCUGAGGCUGAACAAAUGAUGGAAGAAUGGAAUGAGGAUCUGGAUGGUAUGGAGGGAUUUGUUUUGGAAGGUAAAAAGUUUGCCCGGCUGCCAGAGGAGGAGUUUGGUCACUUCCACACACAAGACUGCUAUGUGUUCCUCUGCAGAUACUGGGUGCCGGUUGAGUAUGAGGAGGAUAAAGAAAAAGAAAAAGAGAAAGGUGAAGAAGGAGAAGGAGAUGAUGAGGACAAACAACCUGAAGAGGACUUCCAGUGUGUGGUUUACUUCUGGCAAGGUCGUGAGGCUUCAAAUAUGGGCUGGCUUACGUUCACAUUCAGCUUGCAGAAGAAGUUUGAGAGCCUUUUCCCUGGCAAACUGGAGGUUGUGAGGAUGACCCAGCAGCAGGAGAACCUCAAGUUCUUGUCACACUUCAAGAGGAAGUUCAUUAUCCACAAAGGGAAGAGAAAGCUUAAGGUGGACAAUGUGCAGCCCAGUCUGUACCAUAUCAGGACAAAUGGCAGUGCACUCUGCACCAGAACUAUCCAGAUUACGACUGACUCCAGUAACCUUAACUCUGAGUUCUGCUUCAUACUGAAGGUGCCAUUUGAGAGUACAGACAACCAGGGUAUUGUGUAUACAUGGGUUGGCAGAGCAGCAGACCCAGACGAGGCUAAGCUGGCAGAGGAUAUCAUGAACUCCAUGUUUGAUGAUACCUACAGCAAGCAGGUAAUAAAUGAGGGAGAAGAACCAGAAAACUUCUUCUGGGUCGGCAUUGGCUCACAGAAACCAUACGACGAAGACGCAGAAUACAUGAAAUACGCCAGACUUUUUAGGUGCUCCAAUGAGAAAGGCUACUUUUCAAUAUCAGAGAAAUGCUCUGACUUUUGUCAAGAUGAUUUGGCUGAUGAUGACAUCAUGCUCCUGGACAAUGGAAAAGAAGUGUACAUGUGGGUGGGCACUCAGACAAGCCAGGUGGAGAUCAAACUGAGUCUAAAAGCUUGUCAGGUCUAUAUUCAGCACAUGAGGUCCAAGGAUGCAGAGCACCCGAGGAAGCUGCGCCUGGUGCGCAAAGGCAACGAACCUCAUUGCUUUACUCGCUGUUUCCAUGCCUGGAGCGCCUUCAGGACAGUGCCCGCAUAAAAUAUUCACACAAAACACAGCUGUUAUGUACAAUAGAGCAUUAUUCUAAUAAUCUGCAACUAUAAAGCACCCACAAGAACUCAUCUCUUUCUUUUAGUGCACGGCAAUUAUAGUAACACAUUCUUUGAAAAGCGCAUACAAUAUGAUGUUUACCUACUUGAACGGUUCUUAAAGUUUCUAUUUAUGUGUGAGGUCUAAAGGAGAAUUCUAGGUAAGUGUUACCUCCUAAGAUAGAAGUUGCUAUAUUUUUGAGGGAUGAUGGAAGAAGAAAAACAUCUGCGCAAUAAAUACUACAAAGCAGGGUCACUGGGUUUACGUUCUAUUUAUGGUGUUGAAGAAUUGAACUAAGAAUAACUUUAAUCAGCUUGAAUGAAUGCUGAAUUAAGUUGCAACCAGUUUGUUUGCUAACCUUGGCUAAUUCAGCUCAACCGUGUCAAAUAGGUUCUUUGAAUUUGAUGUUUUUAACAAUGUAGAUACCAAAAUGAAUUUGCACACUUUCACACCUUCACAUUUAUUUUGGUUUGAGCUCUUUAUAUGUCAGUGAUUUGAAUAAUGCAUUUCCUAUUGUAUUGUGCAAAACUAGGCAGUUUGUUUAUGGCUUAGAUUUUGUCACUUAAAGCACAAGCUGCGCUUUGUCUCACAAAAAAAUAUAUAUAUUCUUCAGAAAUAGCUGGUGCCAUAGACAGCCCACUACGUGUUAUUUUGUAUGAAUGUGCUGUCUUUAUCAUCUGCUGCUUUAGGAUUCACUAUAGGUAUAGUGAGUGGCAUUGCUGAAAUUAUAGACAUUACAGGUAAUUUGGGUUGGUUUUUGGAGAAAUGUUUCUGUGGCUUAUCAGGACUAGUAUUUUUGUUUCUUGCUGCUUGAUGCCCUUGAGCUACCCUACAUGCAUACUAUUUCAGGAAAAAAAAAUAGAGGAGUAUAUGUAAUAAGGGUACAUAAUGGCAGUAAUUGGUAGAAUAUCAUGCCUUAGCAGUAAUGGUCCUUUUUAUGGACCACUUGAAUUCUUUAAGAGUUGAAUGUUAUGUUCCAUUUGGACAGGGAAAUGCAUUGAACCAAGGCUAAACAGUUAACUGUAUUUAAUCAUGUUUCAGAGGGAUUGGGAGAGGCGAAUUGAUAUUUACGAAUGUCAGCUUACUUUUUCAACAUCACUGUCUUUUUUGUGUGUGUGUGCAUAAAAUGUACCUGUACAAAUAUUUUCUGCCGCUGGACCCACCUGCAGAUGCUAUAUUUAUGUAUUUUGUAUGAAAGUAAAAGUUCCAUUACAAUUC
Molecule: messenger RNA, 5146 nt
Organism: Pangasianodon hypophthalmus (striped catfish)
Lineage: Eukaryota; Metazoa; Chordata; Actinopteri; Siluriformes; Pangasiidae
Gene: flii
Product: FLII actin remodeling protein
Exons: 30
Coding region: 92-3877 (1261 amino acids)
Biological process (GO): actin polymerization or depolymerization; barbed-end actin filament capping; actin filament severing
Cellular component (GO): nucleus; actin cytoskeleton; cytoplasm
Molecular function (GO): actin filament binding; phosphatidylinositol-4,5-bisphosphate binding
Source: RefSeq, a predicted model, not a curated record